This is a messenger RNA of Phalaenopsis equestris, 1140 nucleotides long. Its product is annotated as purine permease 3-like. The transcript has 2 exons. Gene Ontology annotation, molecular function: purine nucleoside transmembrane transporter activity. Lineage: Eukaryota; Viridiplantae; Streptophyta; Magnoliopsida; Asparagales; Orchidaceae. The record is from RefSeq and is a predicted model, not a curated record. The annotation marks the transcript as partial. Gene Ontology annotation, cellular component: membrane.
CCGGCCGCCCCCCGCCAAUGGCUCCCCUCCUCCCUCGAACCCGCCGGUUUCCCCCUCAUCCUCAUCCCUCUCUCCCUCUCCUAUCUCCGCCGCCGCCAUUACAACCCCUCCACCCCUGUCUUCCACCUCACUCCCCCCCUCCUCCUCGCCUCCUCCGUUAUCGGAAUCAUCUCCGGUUUCGACAACUUCCUCUACUCAUACGGCCUCAACUUUAUCCCUGUCUCCACCUCCUCCGUUCUCAUCGCCGCCCAGCUCGCUUUCACGGCGAUCUUCGCUUUCUUCAUCGUGAAGCAGAAAUUUACCCCCUUUUCGGUCAACGCGGUGGCGUUGCUGACCGUUGGAGCCGCCAUGUUGGCUCUGCAUGCUAGCGGCGAUAGGCCUGCGGGGGUGAGCGCCGCCGGGUAUUGGAAGGGGUUUGUUUUAACGGUUGGGGCGGCGGUACUGUACGGAUUAAUGUUGCCGUUGGUGGAGUUGGCUUUUGAUAUGGCUGUGAGGGAGACGGUGACUUUUACCGUGCUCAUGGAAGUGCAGUUUGUUAUGGGCUUUUUUGCUACUGGAUUCUGCGCCAUCGGGAUGGUUUUCAACAAGGAUUUUCAGGCAAUCCCAAGAGAAGCAGCAGAGUAUGGACUGGGGGAGACGAAGUACUAUCUCGUGUUAAUGGCGGCCGUGAUAUUUUUUCAAUGCUUCUUCGUAGGCGCACUGGGAGUGAUCUCCUGCGCCAACACUCUGCUCGCCGGCAUCAUCAUAGCCGCAUUGAUCCCUGUGAUUGAAGUUCUUGCGUUCAUCUUCUUGCACGAGAAGUUCAGCAGCGAGAAAGGGGUUGCCCUAGUUCUCUCUCUAUGGGGCCUCGCUUCCUAUUCUUAUGGCGAGUAUACACAGCUGAAGCAGAAGAAGAAGGAACAACAAACUACUCCAGCUCUGACUGUAAUUUAAGAAAAAAUAUUAUCUCAGGAGUACUGAUGCAUCAGCAUUCUAAUGGAGAGGUGUCUCUUGAGAUAAUAUUUUUUCGCAAUUUAAGUCUAUCUUUACUCAAUUUCUAUGUAUCUAACAUGUGAAAUUUGAUAUUUGCAUUUAUAUAACUUCGGUGUCAUAAUUCUAAACAUAACUCAAGGCUUCUAAAGAUUGAUAUUUUGAAUGUUA